AUAAACGCUUCAAAAGACGAAACUUCGAACUCGAAGCGCGGGCAGUACCUAUAGAAGCCCCUCACUCGGCAACUGAGGUCCGAUCGACCUAGAUGGCAUGCCUCAGGUAUGCAUUCGUUAUGGUCAAGGGCCGCACAAGCGCAUAUUUCGUGUCGAUGUCGAUUAUGCCUUCAUACCGGUCACCAAAUCGUGCGCCGAUCUACGAAUGCGGCUGCGAGACGGAGGGUUUCGGCUGCUGAUCUCUUCACCGCGUGCUAUACAACUAUCCUUGGCACCGCGACCGUUUUCGACGCGAAAAGGAAAGAGGACAGGAAAAGAGACCUCGAUGAGAAGUUAGAAAAAGCUAGAACUGCCUUGAGCAAUUUGGGUGUUCAAGAGUCCGCUGACCAACAAGGCGAUGGACCCUAUUAUACCGACGACACCACCGCGAAUCACGACCAACAUAACGGCGCUUGUUCAAGCAAGCUAAAUCUAGACGCUUCCUACUCUCCCCAUAUUCUGCCACAAGAAUUGGCAGCUCUGUGUAAAAUUGCUCGCCGGCCGCCAUCGUAUUCAUCAUGGUUGCAAACCCAACUAGAGUGGGUGCAGAUCGAAGCCGCCAUCGUCGCGGAAGAGCAGGAUCCUGCAUACGAACUUAGAGAACCGAGAUCUGAUCGGCAACUGGAGAUGACAACGACAACAGUUAUAGGACUGGUAAAUCAACUUGUAUGGCAGAACCAGGUCAACGAAAGCAUGCGGAUCCAAGACAGUAGAGAAAUACGGGGGGAGAGUUCCAGGUCGGUAGAUGAGUUUCUGGACGAGCUUAGAGAUACACUACGAACGUCACAUUAUCCAAGCUACCAUAUGCCUUAUGCGGACAUCGAAGAUACAGCAAGGAAUCGAUUUCUUCUGGGAGAAUCGAUACGGCGUAUCUUUAACCAGGCUGCUAGUUCUGCAGAGAUUGUAGCCAAAAUAUCUUACAAUCUCUUGACGUCUAGCGCGCCCCCGAGUAUUCAUACGUACAAUACUCUAAUCGCUGGCUUCAACCGGAUUCAACGCCCCGAUCUUGCGCAGGCAGUUGUCGAUUCCUACAUUUACCGGACGACUUGGCCUGCCACCCAGCAGACCAUCGUGUGCUUGCUGAACCAUUAUCGAGGAACCAAUCAAGUGGAAGGUCGGCGAGAUAUUAUUCAGCGAAUGAGGGGCGUCAAAGACGACGGACUACACUAUCGAAUCGUUAAUAAGAAGGUUAUCUACACGCGCGAGUGGUUAGAAUGGGCCGCAGACAAUUGCGCUUCGCGAAAGCAUGCAUUUGUGGAACGGGCACAAAGGAACGAUGCCGUAUUCAACAGCCUUAUUAAAGGUUACCUUCAUCGCGGCGAACUCGGCAAUGCUAGCAUGGCUUUGGUCGCAUGUGUGCGCGUUGGAGGCUUCGUCCCCGUCCGAACGCUCCAAGAACUCUUUAGUGCUUGUCUAGCAGCAGUUGAUUACGCCGCAACGCGGAAGCUAGUUCGAGGAUUUACGAAGAAUUUGCUCAGGUUCAUGGCCAUUGUUAAGAGGAUUAUCCAGGAAGAAUCAGUGGCGACGUCUCGUCAAGUGGUGAUGAGCGUUUCUCGUUUAUUAGACAUAUGCUGGUUUCCAGACAUAAACAUUUUUGGGCCCAUCGCUGGGACCUAUGUUCGAACGCAACAGAGACUGAGGUCUAUCCUGACUAGGGUCCAAUUCGAACUCGAGAUACGAGAGGCAGAAGAUCUAUAUACGGCUACGCUAAAGGAGAUUAAUUCGACUGAUCUAUUGAUAAGUCGGCUCGAGAGGACGAUUGCUUCUCUAGAGUCUGCUCAACGGAGCAGACGGAAGAUUACGGGGCCGCUCACCAACUUUGCCAGUGUGGCUAGAGUUCUUUCUAUUGAUGCGAGGUGUCGUGACUUAGAACGAAAACUCAAGCUCAUGAGGGCGUUGGUAAACGCAGCCGUCAUCAAAUCCAAGACAGGCUACGACUUCGACCCAUCUGGACUUCUCUCCUCCGAACGGCCUUUGAACUUAAGUUAUCGCCAGCAGAUGCGACGUAAGUCGAUCAUCAACGCUCUCCAGGCUAUCCAGAUUAGCGAAAGUCAGAUGACGCAAGGGGAUACCAAGCUGCAACUUCUCCAAAACUUACCUGAUCAAACGCUGGCAAGGAGAUUGGAGGACUCGGGCGAUGUGGAAAACCUGACUAUAUUUACUCUCACGACAUUUUAUGCUCCGAAACUAGGCACCUCCGAGAGAUUACGAAAAUACAAUUGUGGCAAGCCUAUAGGGCAGCUGGAGCAGGAGUUCGCGGACGUUGUAAAUACGUCCAAGGCGAUUCUAUUUGCACACCUCAUCGGUGGCUUUCAGAGCAAGCUCAGGUAUUGGUAUCCGGACUGGACCAGGCUACCUCUUGGAAAACUCGUGGAAUAUCACAUGCGGCAUGGCAUCUGCAAAGCCCGCAGAGCUUGCAAGGUAUAAGCUACGAAGCAAACGGAGGUUUGCUGGAUCACGCGACCAACAAAACCCCGCAAUGAGAACCAGUGAGGACUCAUCAACGGUCCUAGAAGACGCGAACGAUACAAAUGGCAUCGUUCCAAGAGGACAUGCAACAAACCACGCAGGUAUCGAGAGGGGGCCGCAUUCACGCCGACCGAUCACAAAGCAUCGUCCAACGGGUGGACCCGCGUUACGUGACGGGGAUUCCAUCUUUGGACCCCUCGCGACGUUGGGAUGAGGAUCCAAGUAAAAGUUGUGGGGUGAGAAUGAGGGAUGCCCUGCAGAAUAAAGGAGACCCUAAUUGGAUCUGGAGAAGCUUGGCAUAAAGACUAGAGGCUUGAACCAAGCCUCUCUUCCCCUGUAUAUAAAACACGGUAUACAUAAAAUUACUUACAUAUAUGUUUUAAACUAAUCGCUAGCCGGUUCUAAAGUAGG
Molecule: messenger RNA, 2919 nt
Organism: Annulohypoxylon truncatum
Lineage: Eukaryota; Fungi; Ascomycota; Sordariomycetes; Xylariales; Hypoxylaceae
Exons: 1
Coding region: 109-2466 (785 amino acids)
Source: RefSeq, a predicted model, not a curated record